AUGACAGUCUCCGUCGUGGGCGGCGAUGAGUACGUCUGUCCCUUCUUGUUCGAUUUCCUGACCAUCAGCGAGCUUGGGAGGGCGGCCUCUGUCUGCAGCACGUGGAGGACGAAUGCUGCCGACGAUGAGCUGUGGCGGGAGAUAUACGAGAGGACACAGGGCCCCUGGCACCGGCGGGGAAACAGCCGCCUCUCCUUCCUGGGCCGCCUCCACGAUUCCCUAGCAGGCCAAGACGCAGACGGGGGCGCCGCGGCGGUCUCCAAUACCCCCCCCUCCACGCCGGCGGAUUCGAGUCGCGGAGCCCCUGCUGCCGCGGAGAAAGCGGGGGAGACCCGGUCGUUUCCGGACUGGCCUCGGCUGCGGCACGGGAGGUGGAGGGAGGAGCUCAAGGCGAAUUGCUGCCACGUCCCGGCGGUCGAGCUAGUCAAACUCGACGACCACACUGAUGAGGUUCUGGACCUCAAGUUCUCUCCAGACGGAACCCGGCUGGCGACAUGCUCCCGCGACAUGUCCAUCCUUGUCUACGCCAUCGAGGCCAUGCCCGAAAACCACGGCAGCAGCAAGGAGGGGGAGAAGGAUGACGGUCCCCGCAAAGCUCGCGCCAGCGGCGCCAACGGCGGCAGCGGCGGCGGCGGCGGCAACGGGGUUGACGAGAUGCCCCGAGAUGGGCAAAACAAGCUGCGUCCCUUGGGCUUCAAGGGGCUCGGGGUUCGGCUAAUCCACCGCCUACGGAGGUCUGCCACGGCUUCCGUGUGCAGAAUCUUCUGGUCUCCUUGUGGCAGGUUUAUUCUGUCGUGCCUGGAGGAGCCCCACGGCAACCCCUUCAUCCCUAGCUCAUCGGAACUCUGGGAUGCCUGGCAUGGGCAGCGGUUAAGCCGCUGUCGUUCCCAGCCUUUCGACGUCCACGCCGCGUGGAUGCCGGACGGAGAGCAUUUUGUCGCCGGUCUCGACCUCACCUGGGAUGAAACGGACGAUACGGUGCCCUACACGCAAACCUUCGCCAUCCGCCGCCGGCCUACCCCCAUCACCCGCGGUGGCAGCACCGCCCCCGCCUCCUCGGCUUCGAAGGCGGCUCUUGAGGCGCACGGUCUAGGCGGCGGCAUGGCGAUCAGUGCAAUCAGCGCGAACGCGGCGCGCUUGGAACAGGACAGCAUUGCGAUCGAUGCGAACUCGGCGCGUGCGGAACAGGAUAGCAUGGCGAUCGAUGCAAACUCGACGGGCGUGGAACAUCGCGGUCUCAGUAGCACCCACGAGCACAAGAGAGGUAGUAUCGACACCACCGCGGCAGCACUGACGGAUGACUUCGCCGCUGCAGCCGCGCCGGCAGAGGGAUCAAACGUCGCCGGGGUUUCCAAGCCAUCUGCGGCCGGCGGCGGCGGCGGCCACGCCGAAGGCCCUUCAGCGAUGGGGGUGUCCGAGGGCGUGGGUUGGGGCGAGGAGGCUAUGUCGUUCUCCUCAUGCCUGUCCUCGUCGUCCUCCACGCUGACGCUGCUGCACCUGGGCGAGGCGCAGCAGUCGGCGACGGGGGUUGGCGAUCCCGCGGGGGGGGGGAAAGCCGGAGAAGGGGGUUCCGCGGCAUCAAUCCCUGUUUCUGCGACAGGGGAGGUGGCCGGGAUCAUGUGGGUCGAUCCAGGCCUCGAGGGAAAGGGCUCGCCUGCUCAAGCGUCCGUCACCGACGAAACGGCGGUCGAGUCAGGCGGAGGGCCGCGCGAAGAGCUCCCCGCACAUGACAUGUCGGUUUCACUACCAGAGGAAGAAGCUGUCGCUCCCGCUGGCGCUGCUGCUGCUGCUGCCUCGGCGGCGGCGGCGGCCCCCAGCUUUGGUUCACCGUUCAGCCCUCCGCCUUUGGAACCGGUUUCCAGCCACGGCGGCAGCAGCAACGAAGGAGAAGAAACCAUGCAACCCUGGGGUUGCCUGGGAGGCGACUCGCACCCUACUCCCCUUAUCCAGUACCCUUUCGAACCCUCCGCCUCUAGCGGCGGCGGCGGCGCCCACGCCAACGGCGGUGACGGCGGUGGCCUGUUCGACUUAAACGUCGGGGUCGGGAUCGCGGCCGUGGAGGGCGGCGGCGGCGGCGGCGGCGGCGGCGGCGGAGAGGACGAGGAGGGGGGUGUGGAGUGGGUCAUGCAAGGCGGGGAGGUGAUCGCGCAAGUCGACGACGGCGGAGAUGCCGCUGGUCGCCGAGGUUCGGCUCAACCUUCACAGGAACUUCGCGCAUUUUUUCCCAGCAAUUCCGGUUCGUGGGCUUGCGUGGCCACCGGAGACACUCCCAUGAUGUGUCAUCGGGUCGCGUUUAUCCCGCUGGGGGAGGCUAGGGCGUCGCCGCCGAAAUCGACGUCCACGAGGCCUGCUGCGAUUUCGCCCGGUGACCCGGGUGUCUCGGAUGAUGAUGAUGAUGGUGGUGGCAGCGGCGACGAUGAGAAGGACGUGUUCAUCCGCGUUCUCCGGAGCGGUAGCGGUGGCGACGCGGCCUCCCUUCAGCCCAAGGUCACGGCGAGGCGGAUGGAGGCAGUCGAGUGCGGGGGUGCCGUGCUGAGCCUGAGCGUCACCCGGGACGACCGCUUCAUCAUGGUUAACGUGCGACCGUUCAUGAAAGGCGCCCUUGACAAGCUCCAUCGUCCUGAAGGACGGCAUACUGCUCCGGAGAUAUCGAACGAAAUCGAGCUGCAGGUGUGGGAUGUCGCGACCAAGAAGCUCGCGUUCAAGCUGGGCGGGCACCACGCGUUCACCACCAAGGAUUGCCCUUUCCUCAUCAUGGCGGCGCAGAGCGCUGCAGAUCCCUUCGGCGACUACGUCUGUAGCGGAUCGGAGGAGCACCGGGUGUUCGUGUGGCACCUGCGACACCGUCUGCUCCUCGGUGUCCUCAAGGGACACGAGGACGUGGUGAAUUCUGUGUCCUGGAACCCUAAGUACCCAGGCAUGAUGUCCUCCUGCAGCGAUGACGGCACGGCCAUCAUCUGGGGACCCAGGGUUCGCUGAGGGAUGUCUUCCCUAUUAUUUCUUGCUCUUGUUUUCGGUUGUCGGGCCAUGUAAACUGCUUGCUGUUGUGGCCAUAUGACAACGGGUCCACGCCAGUCAGAUGAGGACCUCAAGUCCGGGGUUUGUGGCCGGAUGUACGACAACGGGUCCACUUCCGUCAUUUAGGGACCCAAAAUCGGC
Ectocarpus siliculosus is the source of this 3159-nucleotide messenger RNA. NCBI's taxonomy places the organism in Eukaryota, Phaeophyceae, Ectocarpales, Ectocarpaceae. The record is from the annotation of a GenBank genome assembly.